AUGGGCUCCAAUGAAGGGAUGUACCCACCAGGUGGGUUUACCAAUUUUCUCCAGUCAAAUGGUAGUCCAGAGAAUUUCCAUUUAGUUGAAAAUACAACAAGUAGAACUACAAUUUCUCCAACUGCUCCAAGUUUGAAAAGAACCCUAGAAAGCAAUGCAGAAGACAAAGAAACAAUCAAUAUUGAUGCGGAUGAAACCAACGAAGACGAGAGGACUGAGAGGCGAUUGAAUUGGACGAAACCUGAAGACGUUAGAUUGGCUUCUGCUUGGCUGCGUAACUCAAAGGACCCAGUUGAUGGAACCGAUAGGAAGGCAGAUCAAUAUUGGACGGAUGUUACUGAAGAAUACAAUAAAAGCACAGAGGUUUGCCGUAGGAGAAACCGGAAUCAACUGAAGAUCCGCUGGGACCGUGUUAAGAAACCAGUAAUGGAUUUCCAUGGUUGCUGGAAUAGAACCACCAAAGUCUACAGAAGUGGUGUGAGCGAUGAUCAACUGAUGGAAAUUGCUGAGAAGAUGUAUGCUGGUGAACAUAAUGACAAAGAAUUUACACUGAAGCACUUUUGGAAGGUUGUGAGGAAUGAAAGGAAGUGGUCUGCAUAUGUGAAAAAGGAACAGGAAAAAGAAAAGAACAAGAGUGCAGCUGAUUCGCCGUCUCAAGUGGUGAAUUUGGAAGAUAAUCCUAAGAUUCGUCCUAUUGGACAUAAGAAGGCUAAGGCUGAGCUCUAUGGGAAAAAGAAGACACCUGAAGCUUUUUCUGCUAUUACUGACAAGCUAGACAAGUUCAUUGAAGUAAGCACAUUGGCUAGAAAGGACCGUGAGAAGAUGGCGGAGACGCAACAAAUUAUGGCAAAAAGUAAGGUAGAAGCUGCUAGGUUGACUGAUAAGGCAGCAGAGAAGCAACUCAAGUGUAAAAUGCUAGACACUUACAGAGAGCUUCUCUUAGCUCCAACAACUAAUAUGAAUGCUCAUGCUUUGGCUGAGAGGGAGAAAGCACUAGAGAGUAUGAGUUCUUCUCUCUUCGUUCUCCUAAUGUCUAGCCAACCACCGAGUGAUGCUGAACCUCAAGACGAGGAUUGUAGUUCUUCUCUCUUCGUUCUCCUAAUGUCUAGCCAACCACCGAGUGAUGCUGAACCUCAAGACGAGGAUGGCAGCAUAUAUCCAGAAGAGUUGUACACAUUUGAAGAAUUUGAAGCCGAGCAAGAAGUAUUAGAAGACCUGCAAGAUGAGAUGGUUGCAGAAUUGAAGAAUGAUAUUGAAGCACUAGAAGAAGGGAGGAGACGCAGUAGUGGUCCAAGGAGGUAUGUGGCAAGGCCUCGAGAAGAAGCCAAUCAGCGGCUUAUGGAUGACUAUUUCACGGAGAAUCCUAUCUAUAAUUCUACUAUCUUUCGUAGAAGGUUUAGGAUGAGAAGGCUCUUGUUUCUGCGCAUUGUCCAUGCCCUAGAAGAUGGUUUCUGA
Messenger RNA from Miscanthus lutarioriparius, 1455 nucleotides. The record is from the annotation of a GenBank genome assembly. Lineage: Eukaryota; Viridiplantae; Streptophyta; Magnoliopsida; Poales; Poaceae.